Penicillium malachiteum is the source of this 1149-nucleotide messenger RNA. RefSeq names its product metallophosphatase domain-containing protein. NCBI's taxonomy places the organism in Eukaryota, Fungi, Ascomycota, Eurotiomycetes, Eurotiales, Aspergillaceae. The record is from RefSeq and is a predicted model, not a curated record. Gene Ontology annotation, molecular function: hydrolase activity. Bases 1 to 1149 code for a protein of 382 amino acids. The transcript is spliced from 2 exons.
AUGCUCCGCAAGACACGUUUCGUCUGUGUUUCCGACACCCAUGCCUAUAUACCCUCGGAAGCAGGGAUGAAGCUCCCAGCGGGGGAUGUACUUAUACACGCGGGCGAUUUGACAAACAAGGGAAGCUUGGCCGAGCUACGCCGAACGAUGGAUUGGAUAUCUAAAGCCGACUUUGAAAUUAAAAUCAUCGUGGCUGGGAAUCAUGAUGUUACCUUGGAUCCCGAGUUCUAUGCGAAACACGGACGGGAUUUCCACAACUCACAGCUCGAAGACCCAAGACAAUGUCUCGAGAUAGUCACAAACGCAGCGCCAUCUGUCAUCUAUCUCCAACAUCAGGCCGCUAUAAUCAACUUGACUCGUGGACCAAACACCUCAUUUAAGAUCUUCGGGUCUCCAUAUUCACAAUUCGAAGGGAAAUGGGCAUUCGGAUAUAAUAAUGGCAAGGAUGCAACGGCACUUUGGGACCAGAUCCCCCAAGAUAGUGAUAUUGUCGUUACGCAUACGCCACCGCAAUCUCACUGCGACCAGAAACCGACCGGCAAGCAUGUCGGAUGCAACGCGCUUCGCCAGGCUCUGAGACGCGUCAGGCCGCCGUUAGCUGUUUGUGGCCACGUGCAUGAGGGUCGGGGCUACCAGCGAGUUCGUUGGCAAUUAAGCACGCCUAUUAAUGGAAAUGGAGAUGGUGUGGAUGAUAGUCAUAUUGAUGGUGACAGCGAUACUAUCACUCAAGGGGCCUUGCCGCCGCCGGACAGCAAGAAACAGGCACUGAUUGACUUGACCAGUAAAAGAGGAAACAAGCUGGAUAACGAGGGAUAUUCAUUUUCAGCCUCGUCUUCCCUGAUAACACCUGAUCCUGCGACCAGGGCGUCGAUGUCACCAGUCUCGUUGGUUGGAUCAGCUGCAAACCGAAUCCUGUAUCAGGCUCCGUCGCUGAGCGCGGGUACCCAUGAUCUGGGCUGCAAUGAUAGUGAUAGGCCGGAUGCUCAUGCUGAACAAACGCUCAGAAGGGAAACAUGCAUUGUAAAUGCCGCCAUAUUAGCUACUAGCUGGCCGCACCGGGGAGGCAAGCGGUUCAAUGCACCGAUCAUUGUGGAUCUGGAGCUUCCAGUUCGCCAGGGCGACCACGCGUCGCGGUCGCUAUUGGAUUGA